This is a messenger RNA of Pieris rapae (cabbage white), 1759 nucleotides long. RefSeq lists its product as uncharacterized. Bases 31 to 1503 code for a protein of 490 amino acids. NCBI's taxonomy places the organism in Eukaryota, Metazoa, Arthropoda, Insecta, Lepidoptera, Pieridae. The record is from RefSeq and is a predicted model, not a curated record. The transcript has 3 exons.
ACAAUAACAGCGCGCGCGCAUCCGUACAUCAUGAUUUAUUUGUGGUUUAUAUUUAUUAUUUGUGCUACGGAUGCUGCUAAAUCUAUAAAAGGUUUAUACUGCCAGGACCCAGAUACAUUCAAGCUCUAUCCCGUUAACGCCACAUGGCCAUCAGAAACAUUCUGUGGAAACUACACGUGUAAGCUAAGGAAAAGGAACCACACAGAAACAGAAUAUGUGCCUAUUACUAAAAUUAAUAUCACAGACAAAUACUUUCUUAGAGAUAUAGACGAUAUGAAAACCAGCCCAAGUGAUAAUUCUUUUGCUAUAACAAAACAAUCUCAACCAGAUAAAAGCCCUGUGUAUAUAGAAAAUAGUUAUUCUUCCGGGCAACAAAACUUAAAUAAUCAGAAAGAUAGAUAUUUAACGGACACUGAAAUAAAGGCGAUAACCGAGAUUUUGCAUACUGUUAAAAAAAGCGAUCUGGAAGCAAUAAUAGAAAUAUAUAACUUGGCACAAGAAUUUCACAAAGAAAUAGAUGGUGCUACAACAGAAAGUUUAAUUAAGGAAACAAUAAAUGCGCUUCAAGAUGAAAAACACGAGAAAAAGAAGAAGCAUCACAAAUCGUAUUUUUAUAAGCCUUUACAUCAGACACACAUGGAAAAGAAUCUGACAGAUAUGGAGAAAGAAAGUUCAAGUGUACCGUUACAAACAUAUUACCCGUAUCCGUAUUUUAACGGACCAAUUUCAAGGAAUGGAUUUGGUAGAACCCCAUACUAUUACCCAAUGUCAAAUUUCCAGCGCUCAGCAUCAUACAUUCAUAGACCAUACUUACCGCCCACGCCACAUACACCACCUACAGCAAGACCAUGCACGACUCCACCUCGACCUUGCUCUAAAUCAUUCACUAAACCCCAGGGCUAUCUACCUCCUUGGUACAAUAGAUCAAUAAUAAAGCCGUAUGUUAACAAACAACAUCUGGCUGAUCCUAUGUUACUACCAUAUCCAUUUUCCUAUAUACACCAUUACAAUUAUAGUUCCUACCCUGCCAGUUACUACUACAAUAACUACCCUUGGGCGCAAUUAGAUUCCUAUAGAAAAGCACCAUCUCACGCAUACCAACCUCAACUUGCACCGGAAGAUACGAAAGCUGCCAUACCCGAAGAGAAAAGCCUGGAAGCUAUAAAAAAUGACGGAAGCUCUGAAGUAGAAAGUGACACAUCUGAAUGGAAAACCAAACCACUCAGUGAAAAGAUUUUAGAUGAAGUUAGAGCAAAUUUAGAUAAAUCAAAGUUAUUGAAGCCAUUACGAAAGAAGGUGAAAUUGGAGAGGGUCGGAAAAGUUAUUAAGCUGGAUGAACUGACGAGAAAAAAACGAAGUGUAAUUGAAAUCAAAGGUACACCUGAUGCUUUUGAAGCGUAUAUUGAUACUACAAAAUGUGAACCUAGUAACACGCCAGGCUUCUUCCGAGUUGGAAAUUUAAGUGCACCAUUUCCAGAAUGCUGUCCACAAAGAAUCAGUUAGCCAAAUUAGCGAUAAUUAGGCAUAGUCCUGUUAAUUUAUUGAAACGUUAAUUUCGGAAAGUUUAAAACCCAAUGACAUGUAAUAAAUUUGUCUAAAACAAUCUAUGUCAAACACCGAUUCACCAAAAGCAUUAAAAUAGCUAUAAAUUGAUAGGUCUUUAACUACAAGUCCUCAUUCUAGUUUUGUAUGUACGAAAUCAUUAAACAAUAGUACUUAAGGUGUAAAUAUUGAAUUAUUAAAGUUUAUUUUUACUAAA